CGAUGAGAGUUUGCGCGCGUCCGAUAUCAACAAAAAACCAACGAAGAAGAAGAAAAUUACGGAACGGAAGUGCGUUAAUCGAGCGGGCAUCGUAAAGAAGAAAAAAACUUCAUACUUGAUUAUAAACCGACUAACUAAAGCUUCAGACGUCCCAAGAUGUCGUCAGGCGCUCUCUUCCCUAGUUUGGUGUCAGGGUCUCGAGGAACUUCCAGCAAGUACCUAGUGGAGUUCCGUGCGGGUAAGAUGACCCUGAAGGGGAGCACUGUGACACCGGACAAACGCAAGGGCAUGGUGUACAUCCAGCAGUCAGACGACUCCCUCAUUCACUUCUGUUGGAAAGACAGGACCACUGGGAAUGUUGAUGAUGAUCUGAUCAUCUUUCCUGAUGACUGUGAGUUCAAGAGGGUGAAUCAGUGCACCACUGGACGGGUCUAUGUCCUUAAGUUCAAGGCUGGAUCCAAAAGAUUGUUCUUCUGGAUGCAGGAGCCUAAGACGGACAAGGAUGAGGAGUACUGUCGCAAGGUAAACGAGUACCUGAACAACCCUCCCAUACCUGGAGCGCCAGGCAGUGGGGGCAGUGGAAGCCUUGAGCUGUCUGCCGUUGGAGGAGAGGGGGGUCUGCAAAGCCUUUUGGGAAAUAUGAGCCACAACCAGCUGAUGCAAUUGAUUGGACCAACAGGACUCGGUGGACUUGGUGGUCUAGGAGCCCUAGCAGGGCCAGGACUAGCCAGUCUCCUUGGCAGUGGAGGAGCGGCCACGAGCAGCUCCUCCUCAAGUUCCCGUAGUCAGUCAGCAGCAGCCACUCCUUCCUCAGGUGGAGCCCCCAGACUGAGCUCCACUCAGGCUCCUACCACGCCAGUGACCCCAGCCGCUACCUCGGCUGUCUCCCCUACUGGGGUGGCCCCCUCUACACCAGCUGCUGCUCAGACACCGUUGGUCCCUGCUUCUUUAGGAAGCCCUGCCCCCAACCAGCCUAUCCAGCUCAGUGACCUACAGAGCAUACUGGCCACCAUGAAUGUACCAUCCAUGGCUGCUGCACAGGGACAGGGGGUGGACCUUGCCAGUGUGUGUACUCCAGAGAUGAUGGCUCCCAUUCUGUCUAAUGCUGAAGUCCAGCAGAGACUGCUGCCCUUCCUCCCAUCUGGAGAGAGUCUCCCUCAGAGCGCUGAGGAGAUCCAGAAUACACUCACAUCACCUCAGUUCCAGCAGGCAAUGAGUAUGUUCAGCAGUGCCUUAGCAUCAGGUCAGCUGGGACCCCUCAUGAGCCAGUUUGGUCUGCCAGCAGAAGCUGUGGAUGCUGCCAACAGAGGAGAUGUGGAGGCAUUUGCCAAAGCCAUGGAGAGUAGUAAGGGAGGAGAGUCCAAAGAUAAGAAGAAGGAAGAUGAUGAAGACAUGAGUCUGGAUUAGAAGCUCACUCCGCCUAACCUCUGCCAAGUCUCAAUAAAUUUAUGGAUUCCUGUUCUCCUCUCUACUUCAUUCAACAAGAGCCCCCCCGAGCCCUCAUCAGGCAAAGUUAAGCCAGCUCACUACAGACAUUGUGUUGUUGUGGCAACAUUCCAAACAUUGUAAAAGCUAGCUGGCAUAAAAUCAUGUCAAUUAGCAACUGCCAUGGAUCAGGACAGUGGCACCAACAUGGCUAUUCUGGGAAGAAUGACCAGACUCCCAUCUGUUAGAGCAAGGUUAUUUUGCUGCUGGUUCUGUUUUUCUCCACUCUGUCCUGUGAAAAAGAACAAGAAUCUUAACUUUACCCAUGAAAUUGAAGUGUAAAGGAGAGAGGAAUUCAUAAAGAAAUUGAACAGAGGCUAGAUUGGGUUCCAGCCUUAGUUUUUA
This is a messenger RNA of Lampris incognitus (smalleye Pacific opah), 1830 nucleotides long. RefSeq names its product ADRM1 26S proteasome ubiquitin receptor (gene adrm1). Gene Ontology annotation, cellular component: proteasome regulatory particle, lid subcomplex; cytoplasm; nucleus. Lineage: Eukaryota; Metazoa; Chordata; Actinopteri; Lampriformes; Lampridae. The record is from RefSeq and is a predicted model, not a curated record. Gene Ontology annotation, molecular function: proteasome binding; endopeptidase activator activity; ubiquitin binding. The coding region runs from base 157 to 1407 and encodes 416 amino acids. The transcript has 10 exons. Gene Ontology annotation, biological process: ubiquitin-dependent protein catabolic process.